Messenger RNA from Cheilinus undulatus (humphead wrasse), 3034 nucleotides. RefSeq names its product transporter associated with antigen processing, subunit type a (gene tap2a). Lineage: Eukaryota; Metazoa; Chordata; Actinopteri; Labriformes; Labridae. The record is from RefSeq and is a predicted model, not a curated record. Gene Ontology annotation, biological process: transmembrane transport. Gene Ontology annotation, cellular component: membrane. Bases 44 to 2203 code for a protein of 719 amino acids. Gene Ontology annotation, molecular function: ATP binding; ABC-type oligopeptide transporter activity; ATP hydrolysis activity. The transcript has 11 exons.
CUCUCUACGCAGUGGGUCAAAUGAGGAUAAGCGUGCCUUAGAAAUGGCUGGUUUCACAGAGACAGUGAUCCGCAAAGCUGUUGCUUUAUUUUCAUCAGUUUGCGUUGAUCUGUCCUUGUUUUACGCAUCAGGAUGUAUAGUGUUUCACAGCGUCUUUGGACAACUCGCGCGUCUCUGGAUUUUCGCGGCUGUCCGAUGUGUGGCACUGACUGUUGUGGCCCUGCUCAGCCUAGGACACCCCAAACAGUUGGUGUUCCGUUUUAUAGCCACGCACUGUCUCCUGCCGGCGGUGUUGGAGACCGGGACCAAAGUGCUUCAUGCUGAGGAGACAAACUACUGCUUGUUGGCAGAUUUGUCGUGCUGGCUGAUGUGCGCCGCAGCAUCGCUGGCUGCUGCUCUGUUUUGGGAAAUCACCAUCCCGGAUAGUGACGAUGCAGCCGCCGGUAAAGAGAUCAAGCAGAAAUCCAGAGUGCUGCUCAUGAGGGUCUUGUGUCUCUACAGACCUGACUAUCUACUGCUGUUAGGAGGGGUUGUGUUCCUGUCGCUGGCUGUUCUCUGUGAGAUGUUCAUCCCAUUUUACACUGGAAGAGUUAUUGACAUACUCAGCAGUCAAUAUCAACACACUGAAUUCAUAUCAGCACUAGUUUGGAUGGGUCUGUUCUCUCUGGGAAGCUCUGUGAGUGCAGGCUGCAGAGGGGGAUUCUUCCUUUCUGCCAUUAGUUCCUUCAAUUGCAGAGUGAAAGUCAAAUUGUUUGGGGCUUUGACCAAACAGGAAAUUGGAUUCUUUGAGACCAUAAAGACAGGUGAAAUCACAAGCAGAAUCUCUAAAGACACCAACCUGAUGAGUAGAACAGUGUGUCUGAAUAUCAACGUGCUGCUGAGGACAUUGAUCAAGACACUGGGCAUGAUCUCCCUGAUGAUGAAUCUCUCAUGGAAGCUCACGUUCCUCGUAUUGAUGGAGACGCCCGUCACGGGCCUCAUUCAGAACAUUUAUGACACACACUACCAGCGGUUAUCCAUCGCAGUGCAGGACUCAAUUGCCAGAGCGAAUGAAGCAGCAAAUGAGGCAGUGUCCAGUAUUCGUGAUGUACGGAGCUUUAAAGCAGAAAAACACGAGGUUUGCCGCUAUGACAGCUGCCUGAUGGACACACACAAACUCAAGACUAAACGGGACACAAUCAGAGCUGUUUAUCUGCUCGCUCGGCGGUUGACAGGGCUGGGCAUGCAGGUCUUCAUGUUGUACUAUGGCAGGCUGUUUAUCCAGAGAGGACAGAUGACCACUGGAAACCUGGUUUCAUUCCUGCUCUACCAGUCAAACCUUGGAGACAACAUUAGGACCCUCACCUACAUCUUCGGUGACAUGCUGAACUCAGUGGGGGCUGCAGGGAAAGUGUUUGAAUACCUGGACCGGAAACCGCAGGUCAGCACAGAGGGAACACUGAAACCUGAUCAGCUGAGAGGGCAUGUCAGCUUCAAAUGCAUCAACUUUGCCUAUCCUGCCUCCCCCAACAAAAAAGUGCUGCAGGACUUUUCUUUGGAGCUGAAGUCGGGUCAGAUGACAGCACUGGUGGGUACAUCUGGAGGGGGAAAAAGCACCUGUGUAAGUCUGCUGGAGCGGUUUUAUGAACCACAGGAUGGAGAAAUCUUAUUGGAUAAUCGAUCUCUCAAAUCCUACGAGCACCGGUUCCUCCACAAAAAGAUUGCUGUGGUGAGCCAGGAGCCUGUGCUCUUCUCUGGCUCCAUCAGAGAUAACAUCACCUACGGGCUUGAUGACUGCUCAUUGGACGAGAUACAGGCAGCUGCUCGCAAAGCCAACGCCCAUGACUUCAUAAAAAGGCUGGAGAAAGGCUACGAUACAGAGGUGGGUGAAGGUGGCAACCAGUUAUCCAAGAGUGAGAGGCAGCAGAUCGCCAUUGCUCGUGCUUUGGUCAGACAGCCACAGGUCCUCAUUCUGGAUGAAAUAACCAGCUCACUGGACAUGGAGAGUGAAAAUAAGGUUCAGCAGGCCUUGGCUAACUGUCCCAACCAGACCCUGCUGGUGAUUGCUCACAGGCUGAAGACCAUUGAGAAGGCCGAUCAGAUCAUUCUGAUUAGUGAGGGCAGAGUUCAGGAGCAAGGCACACACCAGGAGCUCAUGGACAGGAAGGGGAACUACUACAAACUGAGAGAGAAGCUCUUCACUGAGGGAAACUCACCGCAGUGACAGCUAGAGCAAAGCUUGAUGUACACAGAAGUCUUCUUCAUGAAAUUUGCACAUUAGUCCACAGCUAGCCUGAAAAAUGAGAGAGAGCGGAAACCUGGUGUUGUAAAUAGUUUGUUUUGAUUGAAACUCAGAUAACAUACAGUUAUGUGCAUAAGUUUUAGACAUGUAAGGUGCUAAGGAUUCAUCAUGGGGAAAAAUGUGCAAAUACUCAGGGCUGGAGGGGCAGCCAAAGUCAAGCUCCACACAUGUCGACACACAUGCGUGUCACCUUGCAGCCAAGUCAAGUUCGAUGGCAUCUCUUUUUCUGGGCCUUUUCACCCUUCGUAAUAUGCCUGGAGACUGCCAGUGGGUUUCAGGCCUCGGGACAUCCACGGCAUGACAACAGGCUUGUGGCAACCCUACUAGCCUCUUGGACAGUACCCUGGGCCUUGCUUACUUUCCACAUCCACUCCUUACUCUACCCUAAAGGUGUGGACUUUGUUAUUUUUUCAACAGAUUAUUUCCCCAUAUCUCUUGUCAAACGCAAAGGCAUCUAGACAAUAACCGGGGUUGUGUCAAUCCUCCUUCCCACCUGAUAGUGGCCUCAGGCAGCUUACUCACCACAUCUACACCUUACAUCAGCCUUAAUUUUUGGCCCAAACAUGCCUAAAGGUUAGCACAGUACUUUAUAUGUUGGAGAAGUUUAUGUAUUUUGAAACAUGCAGUCCUAAAACCACUUCUAUAACUUUGUAAAUACUGUGCUUAUUUAUUUUGCUGGCUGAAAGUGAAUGUUGUUGGUAUUGUUUAUUUUUGUCAUGAUAAUUUGAAUGAAAUAAACUGUAUCCUCUUUCA